AUGGCGUCGUCCCAGACUCUUGAGCUCAACGAUGCGUCAAAGGGCCCUUCAGACCCGUGCGAUGUGAUUGAAGCUACGCUGUGGCAACCAGAUCUCAAAGAUGAGCUCAAUGGAAUCUAUCGCGAAAUGGGCCUUGGACAAGAUAUCGCUGCCGCUUUCCCCAACCUCCUCAAACGCCCUAUCGAAGAAGUAUCAGAAGCUGAAGUUACGCCACUGCCCAGGAAGGAAAGGUCUAGAAAGCCAAAGGAUGCGGACUCCAACAAGACAGCACUCGAGGGAGGUGAACCGGAAAAUGAGAAACCCAAGAAAGAUAAGCCCGUGGUAAAGUUCAACAAACUGCUAUACAGGACCGCUGUAAGCAAGAUACCUGGAUUCACUUGGUGUAUUGCUCCAGGCUGUGAAUACGGACAAGUCUACCACCGUGGAGGUCAGGAAGAGACAGAUGCGUGGCACGAAGGCCAGACAUGCCUCGAAUAUCAAGAGAAUGGGCGCCUGGAAAGCGAGCCCACACCACGUGACUUCGAAAUCGCCAUAGAAGAGCAGAAGUCCAAGGAAACGCUGAAGGCGCAGACGAGGAGAUGUCCAGGUUCCGGAUGUGGUGUACCCAUCAUGCAAUAUUCAAUGUAUGGUGGUUGCGACAAGAUGAAGUGCUCGAUGUGCCAGCUCGAGUUCUGCUGGCGAUGUGGCGCCGACUACAGAACCAUGAAGGCCAACAAGAGGUCUGCACAUAAAGAGAAUUGCUACUGGCACAAGCGUAUCUUCAAACUAUGGAGACGAGCACCGGGGAGUGCUGUCGUGGCUGAAUGGGAAGGCAUGCCGCAAACGACGAUCUCGAACGCCUCCUACCUCAAGGACUACAACGAUACCAGUUACCGAGGUUUCCAUGAUAUGGGACUUUAG
This is a messenger RNA of Endocarpon pusillum Z07020, 900 nucleotides long. RefSeq lists its product as uncharacterized. Gene Ontology annotation, biological process: protein polyubiquitination; ubiquitin-dependent protein catabolic process; positive regulation of proteasomal ubiquitin-dependent protein catabolic process. Gene Ontology annotation, molecular function: ubiquitin protein ligase activity; ubiquitin conjugating enzyme binding; zinc ion binding. The coding region runs from base 1 to 900 and encodes 299 amino acids. The transcript has 4 exons. NCBI's taxonomy places the organism in Eukaryota, Fungi, Ascomycota, Eurotiomycetes, Verrucariales, Verrucariaceae. The record is from RefSeq and is a predicted model, not a curated record. Gene Ontology annotation, cellular component: cytoplasm; ubiquitin ligase complex.